CUGCGAGAAAACGUGAAAUUCAUGUCUAUUCUGUAUGUGAGAGAUGUCAACGUGAGGUCACAAUAAUGAAGAAUCCUAAUCCGACAACAACCACUCUGUGUCUAGGGUUAAAUGUACUUCUUGCCAUCAUAAUUGUUUUGUUAAACAAAUGGGUUUAUGUACAGAUAGGCUUUCCCAAUGUAACUAUGACAUUUAUUCAUUUUGCUGUUACUUCUUUAGGAUUGGUUAUCUGUCAAAAAUUGUCCCUCUUUCAAUCGAAAGUGCUUCCAGUGAUCAAAGUGAUGCCGUUAGCCACUGCUUUUUGUGGUUUCGUCGUAUUAACUAACCUUUCCUUAGGCCAUAAUACAGUCGGUACUUAUCAGACUAUUAAAACUAUGACAAUGCCAUGUAUCAUGUAUAUACAGACAUAUUUUUACGGAAGAAAAUUCUCUUGGAAGAUCAAAUUUACAUUGCUACCAUUAACAUUGGGUGUUGUUUUGAAUUCUUGUUAUGACAUCAAAUUUAAUGCUUUGGGCACAACCUAUGCAUCGGCUGGGGUGGUGGUUACGUCCUUGUAUCAAGUAUGGGUUGGAGAAAAACAAAAAGAAUUUCAAGUAAACUCCAUGCAGUUGCUGUACUAUCAAGCACCUUUGUCAAUGAUGAUAUUAUUACUUAUCAUUCCAUUUAUUGAACCACCUUGGGUUGAUGGAGGACUGUUUCAACAUGCAUGGACCAUAAAAGACCUGAUCACAGUCUUGUCAUCUGGAAUUGUAGCCUUCUUGGUCAAUCUUUCUAUUUACUGGAUUAUCGGUAAUACUUCAGCAGUAACUUACAAUGUCAUUGGACAGAUGAAAUUUUGCCUUACUCUUAUAGGUGGAUACAUGUUGUUUCAAGAUACCGUUCAAAGCAUACAGCUUUUGGGUAUAUUCAUGACGUUUGUUGGCAUAUUUUUAUACACUCAUUUCAAGAUACAGGAGCAAAAACCUGUUCUCCCAAUGAAUAAUAAAGAUAUGGUGAAAAUGUAAAAAAGUAGAUAAUGUAUAUUUUGAAAUUGUUAUUGAAAACUUUUUUAUUUAAAUGUAAGAUAAAAAUUUUAUACAAAUAAAG
This is a messenger RNA of Centruroides sculpturatus (bark scorpion), 1086 nucleotides long. Its product is annotated as solute carrier family 35 member E3-like. Gene Ontology annotation, cellular component: Golgi apparatus. Gene Ontology annotation, molecular function: nucleotide-sugar transmembrane transporter activity; antiporter activity. NCBI's taxonomy places the organism in Eukaryota, Metazoa, Arthropoda, Arachnida, Scorpiones, Buthidae. The coding region runs from base 66 to 1004 and encodes 312 amino acids. The record is from RefSeq and is a predicted model, not a curated record. The transcript is spliced from 6 exons.